AUGAAUGCCCCGGGCUCACGCUCGGGCCCGGGGCGAGGGGGCGGGCGCGCAGUGGGUCGUGGCGGGAAUGACCGACGGGCGCAGGUGUCGCCGCAGGCGGAAUUUCACGCUCGGGGACAGCAGCUGCGCCCCGCGCGCCUCCGCCCUCGCGCGUCUGGGGCGGCCGCCACCCGCUUCCGCAGCUUUAGAGCCCACUCCCCGCCCCCCCGAGGGUGGCGCCGGGAAGGUAACAGUGGGUUCCCAUUGUCCUCCGUGGGCCGCCAGCGGUGGGCCCUGCGCGUGCGCCGCAGCGGCGCACAGCGGGCCGAACCGAUCAGAGAGACCGCCGGAGACCCGGACGCCGACCUGAAGCGUCUUCGUGUGGUCCCCGCGCGGAUAACGCCGGGAGCACGCGCCGCGCCUGGAUCUGCGCGCCACCGGCACGGACUGCGUGCGCCCGCGGGAGGCGCCGGUGCCCGGCCCCGGGGCUGGGGUCCUCGGCGGCUGUGGGUAAGUCGGUGCCCGCCCAGACCUCUCGUCUACCUGCGCGCCUGUCCGCGCCGCCGGGAGGGGGGGGGCGGAGGGGAUGGCUUCCGGCGCUUGGUCGCGAAAGGCUUGGGAACCUCGGCGGGCGCGGGGGGACCCGGGCGCCGCCUGCUCGGCGGGGGUGCGGAGGGCCUUGGGGCUGUAAAUGCCGCCGGGGGCGGGGAGGGGGUCGGGCGGCCCACGCGGAGCGCUGAGCCUCCCCGCCCCCCCCCCCGCGUUGUUCCCCACCGCUUUUCAGGGUGGGACUGCGCGGCUGCACUGCCCCCCUUGGAACGGCUGACAGCCAUUCCUGGACGCCCAUCGCGUGUUUCCAUCCGCGAACGAGCAGCACUGGGCUGCCGCGCCCCUCCCGUUGUGUAUUUGCACCCGGAUGGCACAUGGGGUGCACCCUGCACAUCUGUGGUGGCAGCUACCCCCGUCCCCACCCUUGGGUGCUCUCUCCACGGGCGACACGGAGGCGAGGCUGCCAACCUACAGAUCUGGCAGUUGCAUUGCUUUUGUGGUUUCUUAACAGCUGAGCGUUUACAAGAUCCCCCCCCCCCCCCUUUCUUAGCAACUGUCUUGACAUAG
Dipodomys spectabilis (banner-tailed kangaroo rat) is the source of this 1095-nucleotide messenger RNA. RefSeq names its product translation initiation factor IF-2-like. The transcript is spliced from 3 exons. Bases 1 to 1095 code for a protein of 364 amino acids. NCBI's taxonomy places the organism in Eukaryota, Metazoa, Chordata, Mammalia, Rodentia, Heteromyidae. The record is from RefSeq and is a predicted model, not a curated record.